AAAUUGAGGACCACCUGUAAUAAUAUUAAUAAUCCCUGUAAUCUCUGUAGAUUAUUUGCCGGUAUCGUCCCAUCUGGAAUCUAGAUCUGCAUUUGCGGCCAGUUUUCCUUGCAGGAAUAAUGAAGGCAACUGGGAACCAGCCUCCAGCAAUGCUUCCCAAGAGAGGAGAAUAUAUGCUAAAGGAUAUCAGUCGAAUGGCAAAGUAUUGCCAGGUGCCAAUGAAUUUACCAAAGGAUUUCGUAAACUCUGUGAUAGUGAAAGGAAGUCUGCCUGCCAUGCGUUUCAUCACUGCUGUGGAAAGAGCAGAACCUCAAUUUCUGGAGCCUGUUUCUAGAGAACUCUGGAUGCGCAUUUGGUCCAGGGAUGAAGACAUAGUUCAGCCAGAAAGUAUAUUGGCAGCUGCAGAGAAAGCAGGGUUGUCCUCAGAGAAAAGCCAGGAGCUUCUGAAAAUGAGCACCUCACCUGAGGUGAAGAAUCGCCUGAAAGAGACAACUGACAAAGUCCUGAAGUUUGGGGCAUUUGGAGUGCCAUGUUUUGUUAUCCAGACUGACGGACGACCCCAGCUUUUCUUUGGUUCAGAUCGUGUAGAACUAUUAGGAAAUGUUUUGGGAGAAAAGUGGCUGGGGCCCGUUCCCACAUCGUCUAAGCUCUAGUUCUCAGGAGCAAUGAGAAAAUGAAGAAAUCAGAGGUCGUCAUCAAACUAGAAUAGAAAUACUGCCCUGGAAACACCCAUUUAUUUGAAUGUGUUAAGAUGCAUGUCAGUGUUGUGUUACACAUGUUUAAUGGGUACUAAUAUAGCCAUUAUAUAACUUGAUUUGAAAGGCUAGUUGUGAGGGAGGGAAUGUCCAUUAUUACACAAAUUCCAGCACUCACACUGCUUUAUAUCAUUUAGGUGUUAUUGUCAUUGAUCAAGUUAGACAAAUUAUCUCCUUUAUAUAAAUUGACCUGAUAGACACCAUUUUUCAUUUUCAUGGUGACAUCAUUACACAAAUAGUGUAGACCACUACAGUACAAAUUAUAUAAAAUUAGCAUAAUUAACUGCUGAAUAUUUUGAAGCAAUGGACUUGUAAGGAGAUGCCAAAUAGAAAUUUGGUCAAUGAUCUUCGAAGCAAUCUGGAUGAGGUAUUUCCGUGGUGGGAUUCAGCCAGUUUACACCAGUUCACUAGAACAGGUAGCUAAUUGUUCAGUUUGGCGAAUCAGCUGAAGCCUUGCCCCUCCCCUCCGUCCAGCCACUGCCUCCAUCACUGGGAGUCCAGGCACCUCAGCAGGCGGCAAGCGAGGCCUUGGCUGGGUUCCUCAGCAAACAAGGUCUUCGCAGGGGGCCAAUCUAGUGCCCGGACUGGCUACAACACAAACGUUCAUUCUCUGCCUUAUUUGAGAUUCCUAGCUGCAAUGGAUAGCAAAGCUAGGGUUGACGUCUAUCUGGAAGCCGCUUAUUCUCCAUGCGCUCGGGCUUUUCCCCACUUUAGCCUCCCGACCAUCCGCCUGAACCUGUGGAGGCGAGAGAGGCAGAGAGGGAUGAAUUUUUGCCUAGGUUUGUCCAUCUGUUGGCGGGAAAACGGAUGGGGGCCUGUGGAGGAGGCCGUUUUUAUCUGACACAACAGCCGGACAAAUAUAGGCAAAAAGCCAGUCUCACCGGCGCCCAGCUUCACCAACAGCAGGUUUGCAAAGGGCAGUCAUGAGCUGCCGCCUGUGUCAAGCUAGACUGGAGAGGGAGAGCGGAGUGAGCAAGCACCGAGGAGACAGGAGGAGGGAAGGGGCGGACAGUCUCCCCCUAGUUAUGCAAGCAGAGGUGCGCUUCCCAUUUCAGUAGCCCCCUGUAGGAAAAAAACCCCUGCAGCUUGGGCCAGGUUGCUGGGCUAUCUGCAGAACUUCCACGCCCAGAAUGGACCUUCCGCACUACCUAUAUGUGCAUAUCCGCUGGCAGCGGAUGGUGUGUACAAAAUGAGAGGCUUUGUCUCCCCUGGGCAGUACAGCCGUGUCUCUCAUUAAUGCCGGAGACACUGAGGAGAAGGCGUUGCGUGCUUGCCAAAAAAUCUUUCUGACAACAGAGACGAGAAUAUCAACUGUUUCUAGCCCCUAAUUCUCCUUAAGCAUUGCCAGGUGAGAAACAGCCCUGGCAGACUUUCUAAGCCUACCUAAAGCAGUGAAGCUUUACCUGCAGGACGAAGAAGAGAUGUUAACAAGGUUAGAUAUUAACAGCUUUUGUCUGGAGGAGGAGGAGGGAGAAAAAAGAGAGAAAGUGGCUGUGAGACGCGCCCUGCCUGCCAGGCACUGUGCCUGACCAGCAGGGCACUUUCCUUCUUCCUUUCCUCCUGCCCCCCUGGCCUCACCCACUGGAGUGAGGAUUCCCUCCUAACCCCGCCUGGCUCACACAGGCACCACCCACACGAGUGAUGUCGAAUUGGCCAUGUCCACCAAGUCACAUGACCACCCAGCUGGUCAUUAGAGCAGAGAAACAAUUGUUAAAUUAUUUGAAUCCCACCACUGAGGUACUUGAAUGGUAUAUGCAAAACUAAAGUUUCAUUGUAAUAUGGAAGCUUCUCUUUCAGUUGCUUCUUACAUGUUUUUAUUAUUUGUUUUUUCUUGCCCCUGGAAAACCUGUUGUAUGAGUAAUAACACAGGAACACUAGGAAUGACUGUCAUUUUAAGGCAAAAGCCAGUUAUAAAAAUCACUGCAGGUGGUAUGGGACUUGAGUGCACAUAGCUGGGGGCAUCUAUUGGUUGAAAUGCAGAAAUUUAUAAUAUGCAAAUUUGCAUUUCUGUGGAAGGGCAAAGUUUGAGGAAAGGGGCAAGAGAUAGUUUGAGGGAUGGUCUGAAUGAAUUUCCACUUGCUCAUGAGGAGAGUUUAUGAAAACAUCUUGGCUCACUGCACCAUUCAGGGAAGUUAAGAGGUUUUCUGAUUCAAAUACAAUUGAAAACAAUUUUUGAUUGAAUACAGGAGAAUUUUAAAUUAGACGUUCCACAAAAAGGUUCCACAAAAAGAAAAGAUCGCUAAGAUCUUUGUGCCUUCCUUCUAUUCACACUGUGCUUUCUUUGCUCAGAUUUUCUUGUAAUAACUAUUGUCUUCUUUUUUGACUGAUAGGAAUGUUCUAAAGAAAGUGCUUUUUCCUCCAAAUUAAACAUUCAGUUUGAAUCUUAAAUUGUGGGGAAGUCAGAGCUAGGAAUCUUGGCUAGGAUCCUCUUAGAUAUUGUAAACAUGUUUCAAUUAGCUACUGAAUAAACUCAUUUUCUGAGUCAAGACAA
Ahaetulla prasina is the source of this 3246-nucleotide messenger RNA. It is a transcript of the gene GSTK1, whose product is annotated as glutathione S-transferase kappa 1. The transcript has 8 exons. Gene Ontology annotation, cellular component: peroxisome; mitochondrion. The record is from RefSeq and is a predicted model, not a curated record. Gene Ontology annotation, biological process: glutathione metabolic process. NCBI's taxonomy places the organism in Eukaryota, Metazoa, Chordata, Lepidosauria, Squamata, Colubridae. Gene Ontology annotation, molecular function: glutathione transferase activity; glutathione peroxidase activity. The coding region runs from base 120 to 653 and encodes 177 amino acids.